This is a messenger RNA of Rosa rugosa (rugosa rose), 1575 nucleotides long. RefSeq names its product protein disulfide-isomerase 5-2. The transcript is spliced from 5 exons. Lineage: Eukaryota; Viridiplantae; Streptophyta; Magnoliopsida; Rosales; Rosaceae. Gene Ontology annotation, molecular function: protein disulfide isomerase activity. Bases 84 to 1397 code for a protein of 437 amino acids. Gene Ontology annotation, biological process: protein folding; response to endoplasmic reticulum stress. Gene Ontology annotation, cellular component: endoplasmic reticulum. The record is from RefSeq and is a predicted model, not a curated record.
CGUACAACUCUGAAGUGGAAAAGAGAGACUGAGAAAGUCUGUGUCUUUGGUGAAAGGAAAGACGAGAAAAGAGAUCGAGGAGGAUGCGCGGCUUAACGGUGUCGUUCUGGGCGCUGACGUCAGCAGCAGCUAUAUUGGGGGCGGCAGUGUCGUCGUCGUCGUCGUCGUCGUGGGCGGCUGACGGGACGGUGCUGGAGCUGGACGAUUCCAACUUCGAAUCGGCAAUUUCAGCGCUGGACUUGGUCUUGGUGGACUUCCACGCCCCCUGGUGCGGCCACUGCAAGCGUCUCUCUCCUGAGUUGGAUGCGGCUGCGCCGAAGCUUGCUUCAUUGAAGAACCCAAUUGUGAUCGCAAAAGUUAAUGCUGACAAGUAUACAUCUCUAGCUCGCAAAUAUGGAGUCGAUGGAUAUCCUACGCUGAAGCUCUUUAUACAUGGUGUCCCCCAAGAGUAUAACGGGCCGAGGAAAGCCGAUUUGCUUGUUAGUUAUCUCAAGAAAUUUGCAGCUCCCGAUGUUACCCUACUUGAUUCAGACUCUGCUGUUGCUGAUUUUGUUGGAGCAGCAGGCACAUUCUUCCCUAUUUAUGUUGGUUUUGGCUUAGAUGAGUCCGUGAUAUCUGAGUUGGGAUUGAAGUACAAAAGGAAGGCCUGGUUUUCUGUUGCAAAGGAUUUCUCGGAGGAUCUAAUGAUGUUGUAUGAUUUUGACAAGGUUCCUGCCUUGGUAUCCCUUCAUCCAAGUUACGAUGAGCGCCACGUCUUUUACGGCCCCUUUGAAGAGGAAUUUUUGGAAGAUUUCAUAAAACAAAGUUUGUUACCUUUGGCCAUACCCAUCAACUAUGACACAUUAAAAUCAUUGGACGAUGAUGAAAGAAAAAUUGUGUUGACAAUUGUGGAGGAUGAGGAUGAAGAGAAGUCAAAGAACUUGAUCAAGAUUUUGAAAUCUGCUGCAUCCGCUAAUCGAGACCUUGUAUUUGGUUAUGUCGGGAUCAAACAAUGGGAAGAUUUUGCUGAAACAUUCGGAGCGAACAAGAAGACAAAAUUACCAAAAAUGGUUGUUUGGGAUCGAAUGGAGGAGUACUUAACAGUCAACGGCUCAGAAAGCAUUGACGGGGAAGAUCAGGCAUCUCAAGUCUCACAGUUUCUUGAAGGAUAUAAGGAAGGAAGAACGAUUAAAGAAAAAGUUGGUGGCAGUGUGUCGCUUACUGCCUUUAUAUCUUCAUUUAUUGGGAUUGGAACUGUGUAUAUAUUAGUUUUUGUGGUAGCGACGAUAAUUCUUAUUAGAAAAGCCACUGAGGAAGAACCUCUCAGGGUUGGUAGGGGAGAUAAGGUUGAUCAUGCUACAAGCUCUACUGCCGAGGCUGAAAGCAGUGAGCAUAAAGCUGGAGAAAAGGAAGAUUAGAGUUGUUUUUUGUGGUUCAUUUAUUCACAUCUGAUUGGGUACUGUCAAAAUCUGAUCUAUGAGAAUUAAUUCUGAGUGUGCCUAAAUCAGUAUGGAGUGAAAUGUCCAUGAUUUUGUAGAGAAUGAUGUAUUCCUCUGCACUCUGAUGUGUUUAUUUCAUAAGCAGACUUUUUUUUUC